This is a messenger RNA of Melanotaenia boesemani (Boeseman's rainbowfish), 2612 nucleotides long. Its product is annotated as dihydroxyacetone phosphate acyltransferase-like. Gene Ontology annotation, biological process: ether lipid biosynthetic process. Lineage: Eukaryota; Metazoa; Chordata; Actinopteri; Atheriniformes; Melanotaeniidae. The coding region runs from base 111 to 2141 and encodes 676 amino acids. Gene Ontology annotation, molecular function: glycerone-phosphate O-acyltransferase activity. The record is from RefSeq and is a predicted model, not a curated record. The transcript has 15 exons. Gene Ontology annotation, cellular component: peroxisomal membrane; mitochondrial membrane.
GCAGGUUGCUGCUCUGCAUGCAGACAGAACAGAAAAAGCUUUUAAGUAAGAAAACCGAAAGUGAACAAGAAUAGCCAGCUGAAAAGAUCGGGAUUGUUUUUUAGGAAAGAAUGACGAACACGUAUACAGAUUUAGCCACAGCUGACCUAGAAGAUGAAGAGUUUGUGGAUAUUUUGGAGGAUAAGAGACGCUACAGUGAUCUUGGCUUUGCCCUCAGGACCUUUAGCCCCCAGCCAUACAAGGGGGCCCCACCUUUCACCACGGCUGAACUCAACCGAGCUGUGCUGGAGUCCCAGUAUAUGCACUACGUGGCCAAAGAGGUUGCCAUGGAGAGGGGCUCAUCUGUGGAGAAAGUGAGAGAAGAAGCCAGCGGGAUUUUGGAUGAAAUGUCUCAAAACCUGCAGCUGGGGUUUAUCAGGCUGAUGGGCUACAUAAUGAACAAAGUAUUCAAGAGGAUCUACAGUGGCAUCUUUGUCAACAUAGAAGGAAUCAACAUGCUGCAACAAGCUGCUCAGGAGAGUCCUGUGAUCUUGAUGCCCAAUCACAGGAGUUAUGUGGACUUCCUGGUUAUCUCCUACAUCCUGUUCAGCUACGACAUCCCAAUCCCUGUUAUUGCUGCUGGAAUUCCUCUUGCACAGGUGAAAAUUGUUGGAGAGAUACUUCGUCGCUCCGGGGCAUUCUUUAUCCGGCGUGCCAUCGGCUCCAACAAACUCUACUGGGCUGUGUUGUCGGAAUAUGUCCAAACCAUUGUUAGGAAUGGAUUUGCUCCUCUGGAGUUUUAUGUGGAAGGUUACAGAAGUCGCACACUUAAGGCUCUCACACCAAAGUUUGGUAUGAUGCACAUGGUGCUGGAGCCCUUCUUUAAAGGGGAGGUGUAUGACAUCACAUUGUUGCCCAUCAGUAUCAGCUAUGACCGAGUGUUGGAGGAGUCGUUGCUUGCACAUGAGUUACUGGGUGUCCCCAAACCCAAAGAAAGCAUCAUGGGUUUGCUGAAGGCUAGCAGAGUUCUGCAGGAGAAUUACGGCAGCAUGCAUGUGAACUUUGGCCAUCCCUUGUCUGUUCGGCAGCUCUGUGAGGGCAAGAUAAAUCGCUCCCAGUAUAACCUCAUACCGAGAGAUCUUCCUCAGAAGCCCACGGCAGAGGCCCAGGCCUGCGUGAGCUGGCUGGCUCAUCUGAUUGUACGAAUGCAAGAGGAGGGCUCUCGGAUCAGCCCCUGGUCUUUGAUGGCAUGCCUGUUGCUCCAGUUUCCAACCACAGUUUUAACAGAAGAGGGUCUGCUGUGGGAUCAGCUCACAGAGAAAACCCUCUGGCUCAGGAGGUUGAUGCUAGACUUUGGGGCUCGUCUGAACUGGCCUGAUCACAUCCCUGACUCAGAUGUGAUGUCAUCCACCGUGGUCCUUCAUCGCUCCAUCGUUCACCGUAAAGCGGGGCGUGUCUACCUGGUUCAGGAGGACGAGCCUGAGAGGAAACAUCCACUCAGCCCAGAGGAGGGUGUGAUGAGAACAGCAACUGCAGUUCUGAUACUGGUUUCCUAUAGGAAUCAGGCCCUGCAUGUCUUUGUGCGUCCAGCCUUGCUCGCUAUGGCAAUGCUUAUCACGAAAAGCUCACAAAAAGAUGAGCUCCUCUCCUUCUUCUGCUUCCUACAGGAUGUUUUCUCCAAUGAGUUCAUCUUCAUCCCUGGCAGGUCGUCUCAGGACUUUGAGGAAGCAUGCUGCCUUCUAAAGAAAUGUGGAGCGAUCUAUGUCACUCAGCAGGAGGUGACGGUUUCUGCUGCAGGACUGGAGGUGCUAUCCUUCCUGCAGGAGUUGCUAAAACCCUUCAUGGACUCUUAUCAGCUGAUGUUCAGAUAUCUCUGUGAGGAGGGAGAUCAUGUGUUUACAGACAAACAGUUCCUACUUGCUGUGCGAAACCUGGCUACAAAGCUAAUCCUCUCAGGUGAACUUCACACAUAUGAGGCCCUUUCAUCAGACACACAGAAAAAUGUUUUGUCUGCGCUGCGAAGACUGGAGGGUGUGACAAAGUUGAAUUCUGAAAAUAAUGAAUAUAAAGUGAACAAAGCGGCUGUCAGGAGAACUGGCGACAUGCUCUCUGGGAAAAUCCGUCCACAGAAUGUCCAGGCCGCACCAGAUGCCAGACUUUAGUCUCAGUUGGAGCAGAUCCAUCUUUGGUGUUACCUUGCGGUUGCAUUUUUCCCUCCCUCAUUUUCACCCUCCUGUUCUUUUAUGCUAGCAUUUAUGUGCCUACAUUCUGAGGUUGGUGAUCUGACUGUGCUCCACUCUUGAAUGUUGGCUACCUCUGUAUCCGUAAACCCAUCCCCCAGAUCAGAGAGCUGAGGUGGAAAACUGAAAAAGCCCUGACAUAGUGACUCAAAUGUGGCUUGUUUUGUUUUAUGAGUUUGAUUACAAAUGGUUUGGAAAUGAUUAUGUGAGAAUAAAAGAGAAUAAAUCUAAAGAUUAAUAAAUGAAACAGAUAUGGGAACAUAAAGAGGUAUAAAUAAAAAUUCUAGAUGUGGAUUUAAAAAGGGGAAAUUAAAAACACAUAUAAAUAACAUUUUAUUUUAACUUUUGUUUACUUCUUACUGUAUUUUGCUUUAAAUUAAUACAUUAAAAAAA